AUGUCAGACUUGUACUUUAACUUGCGGAUGGCCAGCAAACAAUUUGAAAGACAAAGAGUGAAACAAGCGGAAAUGAUGAAUACAGUUGCUAAAACAUUAGGGAGUGUUGUGAAAGGUCUCGACAAGGCACUUGAAACUUUGGACACUGAAAAAAUUGGAGUGAUAAUGGAUAAAUUUGAACAACAAGUUGGAGACAUGGAUGUGACUGUUCAACACAUGGAAUCAAGUAUAAAUACAGUGACAAGUACAAUCACUCCAGAGGAUGAAGUCAAUUCCCUCAUGGCACAAGUCAUUGAUGAAAAUAAUAUGGAUCUCGAUCAAACACUUUCACUUGCUAAGGUUGGAAAGGACGCCAUCAGUGAAAUUCAAGCAGAAUCUCUCAAAAAAGAAGUUGAAAAGCAAAGAGAGAAAAAGAAAGCUGUGCUUUUAUAA
Molecule: messenger RNA, 432 nt
Organism: Naegleria fowleri
Lineage: Eukaryota; Heterolobosea; Eutetramitea; Acrasida; Naegleriidae
Exons: 3
Coding region: 1-432 (143 amino acids)
Biological process (GO): vacuolar transport
Source: RefSeq, a predicted model, not a curated record